Molecule: messenger RNA, 3594 nt
Organism: Penicillium taxi
Lineage: Eukaryota; Fungi; Ascomycota; Eurotiomycetes; Eurotiales; Aspergillaceae
Product: putative serine/threonine protein kinase
Exons: 1
Coding region: 1-3594 (1197 amino acids)
Biological process (GO): intracellular signal transduction; protein phosphorylation
Cellular component (GO): cytoplasm
Molecular function (GO): protein serine/threonine kinase activity; ATP binding
Source: RefSeq, a predicted model, not a curated record
AUGACUGAGCGCAGCUCCUCAGCCAGUCUUGAGGCUCUGGACCAUGUGGCUCAAAAUGGGCAUGUUUCAGAAGAUCCCAACCGAUCCGACGAGCUGCCGCACGCCCCGGCUACAAACGACAAGAUCGAGACCAAGCAUGCAUCGACAAAGCACGCACCGAAGUCUACCGCUAUGAGCGAUAUAUCUGAAGCAAAGGCUAGCAUGCGUCAGGCCUUUUCGCACGUCCACGGCUCCGGCCGAUCACCUUCAACCCGCUCUUCGUCCAGCUCUUUGCAGGCGCUCAACGAACACAUUGUUGUCGAUGCGUGGUCGGAACAUGGCAGCGUAGGACGCAGUCCGAGGAGAACAUCUCGACAAUUAGAGAACUCCACUUCUGAAUAUCCUGAAUAUCCCGUAUAUCCCGAUCAGUCAUACGCCUCGUUGCAAUCCCAGAUACAUCCAGUCUACAAAACAGCACAAAAACGCUCAAGCAGCUCAUUUGCCCCUAAGCCACCUGAUGCCUUGCCUCGAUUUCCCCGUGCUACUCGCACUGCAGGAAACACACCUAUUUCGAGCCCUGGACUGUUCUCCAUGACCAACCCCCGCACUACACCGCCAUCUGGGUCCGAUGAUGGUGGGAUCGGCAGUCAGUUUCUACAUCCUUCACAUCUCCAACCGCCCAAAGAAACCCAUACCGCCGAAGUGGAUAGAGACCUGGUCACAGGAAACAAGCAUAUCAACCAAUACGAGAUCCUGGAGGAACUUGGGCGAGGAGAACAUGGCAAAGUCAAGCUGGGUCGCCAUGUCACAACCAAACAGAAGGUUGCCAUCAAAAUUGUUUCAAGGUACUCCAAGCGUCGGCGACUCGGGAAGUUGGGCAACCCGGAAGAUAAAGUGAAGAAGGAGGUGGCCAUACUGAAAAAGGCGCGACAUCCCAAUGUGGUCAGUCUGCUUGAAGUUAUUGACGAUCCCAACCGUCAAAAGGUGUAUAUAGUACUGGAGUACGUGGAGAACGGCGAAAUCGUCUGGCGGAAGAAAGGUCUUCGUGAGAUCGUCCAUGUCGAUAAACUGCGACUGGAGCGAGAGAAGGAGGGGAUUCCUGACACUCCAGCUUUCUUGGAAGAGAGUCACCAAUUUAUUAAAACCGCUUUGCACCUUCGUCAACAAAGAGAAAGGGCACGGCAAAAGAUUGAAGCUCAGGCUGCUGAUGCGCGACAGGGGCCUGUUCCAGCUUGGAGUUUAGAGCAUGGAGCUGAAUCAUCAGACGAGGAAGAAGAUGAAGAAGGAUUGGAAAGGAGGAGAUCAUCUACUCGCUCCGCUGCAGUCACGGACGAAAACUCUUUUACUCCUGCUCAAGAAUUAGCCUUGGCAGCUAUUGAAGGCACCAUGUACGGGGCCUACUCAGAUUAUCCCUUUGAAAGGCGCUUCAGCACUACAUCGAGUAGCUUCGGCUACGCUCCAUCCGAGCCUGAGUGGUCCGCCGAUGCAAAUGACAUGUCUUAUGUACCUUGCUUGACCAUCGACGAAGCCCGCGUUGCAUUCAGAGAUUCUGUUCUUGGACUUGAAUACCUCCACUAUCAGGGCAUCAUUCAUCGCGAUAUUAAGCCUGCCAACCUUCUGGUCACUGGCAGCCAUCGGGUCAAGAUCUCCGAUUUUGGCGUUUCUUACCUGGGACGACCAAUGCGCGACGAGGACGAAGAGGAGGAGGAGGAGCAAAUCAAUGAGACCGGCAAAGCAGCUCUAGAGCUGGAUGAUGCCCGCGAGCUCUCCAAGACUGUCGGUACUCCUGCUUUUUAUGCUCCGGAGCUCUGCUAUACUGGAGAUGACUUCGAGGAAACUAUCGGCUCCGUUCCCAAGAUUACUGGCGCAAUCGACGUUUGGUCCUUGGGCGUAACGUUAUACGGCAUGGUGUUUGGCCGCCUUCCUUUCUUGUCGGACGAUGAAUAUAGCAUGUUCCAGACCAUUGUGAAGAAGGAAGUCUUUAUCCCACGUACCCGCUUGGUUCCUGUCAAGGAUGACUCGUUGGACACCGUGCAAGAAAAUUGCCGCGAGAGCUAUGAACUUUUGUACGAGAAUAUUGAUGUUGAAUUAUACGACCUGCUCCGCCGUCUAUUGACGAAGGACCCGGUGAAACGAAUCACUUUGAAGGAGAUUAAGCAUCACCCCUGGACUCUACAUGGUCUACCAAACCCCCGCGCCUGGGUUGAGGAGACUGACCCCGGCUAUCAAAGCAAGGGCAAAAGAAUUGAGGUCUCCAAAGAGGAAGUGACGAGUGCUGUCAGCAAAGUCCCAUUCAUUCAACGCGUCCGAUCAAACGUAGCCAAAUGGUUUGGUGGUCGGUCCCAUCAUCACAAGGAGAAAGAGCCUCACAAACGUAACUCAAACUCAAACUCCACGGAUACCUUGUCUUCAAUUUCAUCAGCUAGCACGUUCGGCAAGGGCGGUCAUAGUAGUCGUCGAUCCAGUCUUAGAGGAGAUGAGGAGAUGCCACGGCCGUCCAAACUGAAUGUCCCAGGAGAACAUCCACUGGCCCAGAGCGUCACCGCGAGUCCAGUGGAGGGGGGCUCAUGGGUGUCCUAUUUCGAGUCAGCAUCAAUGUUCGAAGGCAAGGUUCCCGCUGCCCAUGCAUCAAUGGUGUCGGCACAAAGGGUGUCGGCGCAAAGACCUGGUCCUCCCCAGCGAUCAAAGUCCUCCAUGUCUACUACGGAAUCCACCAAAUCCACCAAAACCGUCAAGAGGUCCAGUUUCGACGGGCGAAGGGGCACUUCGUCCAUCAUUGAGGCUUUGGGAACCGCAAACCUAGGCAAUAUAUUUAGCGGUGCGACUCGGCGCGCAUCAUCCCGCAUUGGAAGCCUCAGCCGGCGAUCUUCUCCAACUGGAGAGCGUAUAUCUGUGGAUGGAGACAGACAUGCCGAGCCCAGUCUCGCUCUGAGUAUUGCGUCGGCAGUUGGUGACAUGCAAAACACGGGCUUGUGGCAUGCUGAACCUCCCGCGUCGCAAAGCCCCACAACGGCCUCUCUUCAUCGUCGCAACCGGUCUCAACAGCUGACAUGCAAGUCUUCGAGGGAAUCUUUUCAUCUCACCAAGGAAGCAUUGCUGCGGCGUAGGAAAAGUGACAUAGCGCACAGUCCAGAAGAUACUUUGGCUCCGAGGUUAGCUCUCGAAAGUGCUAUGUACUCGACCGACUCCCUUCGCUUGCCAUUCAUGUCGUCUCAACCAGACCCAGGAUAUAUUGCCGAGCCCGCUAGCAGCUGCCUGUCUGUUCAAGACCCAUCCGUCACCAUUUGUUCCUCCUCGGCUGAUGAUUUUACCAGCGGCAUGUCGCAGAGUGCCUCCCACCCCAGCAUCCCGUCUGUAGUGUCUGGUGCGUCCUCUCUUUCUGGUGACACGCCAUAUGUUCAGAGCAAAGAUUCAAAUGGGGCCGAAGUACCCUCUUUGCUCCGUACAUGCGAAACUGUCAAAGCCAACAACGAUUGCUCUCCAAGACCUUCAGAAGAGGACGAAUCAAGGUACUACUGCGAUGACGAGGAUGAUGAUGAUGAUUCCGAAGAGGAAGUACUCGUGAUCGGAAAGAAGAAGACAUCUCCGAAAAUCCCUCUCAAGCCAUCGACUUGA